Molecule: messenger RNA, 13244 nt
Organism: Ciona intestinalis (vase tunicate)
Lineage: Eukaryota; Metazoa; Chordata; Ascidiacea; Phlebobranchia; Cionidae
Source: RefSeq, a predicted model, not a curated record
ACCUUGCGUAUGCGUUUUCUUACAAGAGACAUUGAUAUACUGAUACGUAACUUGUAAAGUUUAGAAUAUGCGAGUCUGAGAUUUCCUACUUUGGAUUAAACUACGCAAUACACAAAUGGAUGAAGAAGAGAGAAAACGAAAGUUGGAAGCUGGGAAAGCAAAGUUUGAAAACUUUCGUAAGAAAAAAUCUUCGAAGAAGAGGAAGAAAGAUAAAGGAGCUUCUGCUGUUUCCACACCAAGAGAUGCUUCAAACUCAGAAGAAGUUGGAGCCGGUGACAGCAUUGCUGUUCAAACAGGUGAUGACACAAGUUUAAGAGCAUUAUCUCCAUCUGAAAAUUCAGAAUUAUCAACUACAACUGCUGAAGAAAUAUCUACAGAGGAGGAACCUGGAUAUACUAUGGAACUUUCAGCAAUUGAACGAAUCCAAGAACUUGAAAUAACUGUCUCUGAUCAACAAAUUGCUUUGCAAAAGUUGACUUUGCAAAAUAAGGAGCUACAUGAAAUGAAUCAGGUUCAAGCUUUGGAAUCCAGCAUUGUAGAGAGAGAUGCAAUUAUAAGUGAACUACGAGACAGUGUUGGUCAAACUGCUGACCAAGUUCGCAACUUGCAACAAUUAUUAAAUAAAGCAACAGAAGCUGUUAAGAACACUGGGGGUGAAAAGGGAGAGAUUAUCGCUGAACUCAUUGAGACAAGAAAGAAGUUGGAUACUUACCAACUUGCAAUUACUCGUCAAGAAGAAACCAUGCAGCAAAUGGCGAAGAAGUUGGAAGAGAAGAGUUUGGAAGCCAUGGAAGCAUCAGAGCAAUGCAAGUCAUUGAAAUCAGAGCUGGAUAAAAGUCAUAGCUUGGUAGCUUCAUCUGAAGGCCAAGUGUCAGCUGCUGUACAAUCAUUGCGAUCAGAUUUUGAACGUGAAAAACUUGCUUUGAGAGCUGAGCUUAAUGAAAUACAUGGAAAGCAAAUUAAAGAUUUGAAACAAGAUCAUGAACAAGCAAUGGAGGUUGUGUUAAGGAAACAACAUCAGAUGGAGCAAGCUAAUUCUUCGGGAUCUGCUCCUACUUUUGAUGCUGAGGAUGUAAGAGCAAUGAGGGAGCAAACCGAACUUCUUCGUCUGCAACUUGAAACAUCAUAUCGGGAGAUGGAUAAAGUAAAGAAGGAACAUGAUAAAGAGGUGAUCCAGUUAAACCAACAGUUGGUUGGAGCUGUUGAUGAAUAUGAGACAAAACUUCAAGAAGAAAAACGAAUCACUGAGGAUUUGGAACAUCGCUUGGAAAUGUCAGAUACAGUGAGUUCUGAAAUCCAGUCCUCCUUCAGCAAACAACUGGAGCAGUUGGAAGAAGAGAGAGACCAUCUUCGUCAACAACUGAGGCAAUCUCAAUCUAAAGCUAAAGAGACAAAUACAUCCAAAAACCAAAUUAAAGAUUUGGAAGAGGAACUUGUCACUUACCAGUCGGAACUUGCUGAGUUAAACAGUCGAAUUGAAGAAUCCGAGAAACAACGUCGUCAACUUAGAGAUGAAGUUGAAAGAACAAGAGAAGCUCUUGAUAAAAUGCAAAGUGAAAAUGCAGAGUUAAAGCUUGUGCAGUCGGCAAAGUUGGAAUUAGAGGAACAAUUUCGAUUAACGAAGGUUGAACAUUCAGAAGAAUUGAAGAAUCUUCAUUCACAACAUCAUCGACAGAUGGAAGAACUAAAGUUAGAAAUGGAGAAGCAAGUUGAAUCUACGAGAUCCAUGCUUGACGAUGAACAUAAGGAACAACUGGGAACGGUUAAAGAUGUUCAUGAGCGAACUCAUGACAGGGAGCUCAGCAACCUCAAGGAAGAUCAUGAGAGGAUGUUGGAGCAGAUGAAGGAAGAUCACAUCCAAGAGUUGGAUGCAGUGAAACAAGAAGCUAAGGAUGUCAAGUCACUCGCUGAGGACCGACUUCGAAUUGAACUUAAAGAGCAGUUUUCAAUUGAGCUUGAGAAAGAGAUUGCUGAUCUACAAAGAAGAUUGGAACAAGAUCAUGAUUUAGCUCAAAGUGAAAUGGAGGACAAACAUAAAGAGGAAGCUGGAAAGAUUAAAUUAAGUUAUGAUGCGGAACUAAAAGAACAAAUAGCUUGUGCAUUACAAGAACAGCAGCUCGUCCACAAUGAAGCAUUACAAGAUCAGAAGAAUGAAUUGGACCAAGCUAUUGAAGUUAUGAAGACACAGUUUCAAGUUGCUCAGCAAACAUUAGAAACAGAACAUGCAGAAACACUUGCAAAACUAGAGGCUGAACUACGCUCAAUACAUGAAGAUAAAGAGAUGAAUGAUGGAGAUCUACAGAUAGAGGUUGAUAAUCUUAAGAAGAAGAUUGAAGAGAUGUCGGGACUUGAGGAGGAUUAUCAACAACAACUCCUUGCUCGGGAUGCGGCUCUUGAAGAUGAGAAGAAGAGGAGAGAGAGGGAGACGGAGGAGUUGGAGAAAGAGGUUGAAGAGGUGAAGGAAGAGUUAGGUCUUGUUCAGAAGGAGAGAGAUCAAAUCUUCACACAAGCUGAAGAGAGCCAGAAGAGGUUUGCCUCACUGCAGGAACAACAAUCAAGUCAACUACAAGAACAAUAUUCAGAACAAAUCGCUUCACUUCAACAUGAACUUGAAACUAUCAAAGCUUCAUGUGAAGAAAGUCAAAAGCUUCUUGAAGAGGAGCAAGAUGAGCAUGAGAAGAUGAAGGAUGAAGUCCGGAUGUUGCAGCAGAAGCAUGCAGAGAAGUUGGAGGCCAUGCAGAUGGAGAUCGAUUCUCAUAGAACAUCAAGAUCUGAUUUAAAGGAGCUACGCAGCCAGUUGUUGGCUCGAAGUUCUUCUGUGGAAGAUAUGGAGAAAAUGAGAGAAGAGAUGAAAAAGGCAAAAGAAGAAUUAAAGAUUGAACACGAACAAGAGAUGGAAAAAUUAAGGUUAGAGCAUGAAGAGGAGAUCAACCUCCAACAAGAAAAGCUCGAGCAAGUUCUCUCUGAUCUUCAGGAGAGCCGGGAUAAACUCGAAGAAGUCACGGCAUCCUCUGAUGUCCUCCAAUCCUCUCCUCUCAGAUCAAUUUCAGCGAUGUCGGAUUACGAUUCAAGUCAAGUGGCUGCGUUGAAUAAAGAUUAUAGAAGUCUGAUGACGCUCACAAAUGUUGCUAACGUGUCCGGACUUAGCGAACUGGAGGCUUCAAAUCUUCCGGAAGAUCAGAUGGAGGAAGAGCAAGAGAAACAAGAGGUGGAGGAUCAAGGAUCGGAGGACAAAUUAAUGGAAGAAGAAGAUGAUCAUGUCAAACUUGUUGAACAACUUGAAGAGAUGAAAGUUUCACUUAAUGAACUGCACGAUGAGAUGGAAGUUAUGAAGGCAUCUCACACUGAAGCAUUAGAAGCAUUGAACAACAACCAUGAAAAGGAAUGUGAGAAAUUAAAACAAGAAUCUGAAGCAGAAAAAGAAGAAAUGAUGCAAAAACUAAAAGAAGAUUUUGAAAAAGACAUCAAUGAAGCUGUUGAGAAACAGAAGCUCGACCACGCGCAUGAGGUCACGCAGAUACGACUACAGUGUGCUUCUGAUACCGCAGCGCAGGUUGAAUCUGAAGUGUCGGCUCUUAAGAACAAAAUGGAAGAAGAAAUGGAUUCAUUGAAGCAUAAGAUGGAGGUAGAGAGUAGUGAGAAAUUUGAAACACAACAAAAGGAACAUGAACGAGCAUUAAAAGAUCAAUCAGAUGAAUUAUCAUCUUCCAUGGAAACUCGUCUAUCUGCUGUUAUGUCAGAGUUUCAUCAACAAAAACAAGAAGCAAUACAGAAGCUCAAUGCAUCCCAUAAUGAUGAGGUCGCUUUGCUUAAAGAAGAUCUAGAGAAGAGUUGCAAGGAUGCAACUGAUAAAGAGGAGCAAAUGCAAACUGCUUUGCAUGAAAGAGAUAGUUUACAAGAACAACUACAGAGCAUGAAGAUGGAGUUGGAAUCUCUUCAAAGUGAAUAUAAAGAUAAAUAUGAAGAGAUGAAAUCUUCUGAAGCAAAUAAGAUGCAAGAGAUGAAGUUGAAUCAUGAAAAUAUGGUGGAAGAUCUGAGGAUAACAUUGGAAGUUCAACAUGAUGCGAGACUGGAGAAUGCUCUGCAAAAACAAGCGGCAAUACUGCAACAGUUAAAAGUUGUUGCAACGCGAUUGGUUGAAGUCACAGAAAAAAAAGAACAACUUGAAGAAAUUAAGAAUCAGUUAGCUCUUCAAUUAGAAGAAGCAGGAGUUGAAAAAGAGAAAGAUUUGGCUGAACUUAAAGCAAAUCUUGUCAACCAACACAUGCUCAAAUUCCAAGAGAUGACGAUGAACUUGGAGCAACAUCACAAGGAGCAGAUGGAUGAAGCACAAGAGCAACAUCACCUAGAAGAGGAGCGGCUUCGAUCUGGACUUAUGGACCUCCAGAAGAGGAUUGACGUGAUGCAGGAAGAUCGGAAUGUCCUGGAGGAGGUUGUUGGAAGGAGUGUCAAGCAAGAUGAUGUGGAGGAGAGGAUCAGGGUGUUAGAGGAAGAGCAUGAGCAAAAGAUAAAGGAAUUACAAGAUGAACAUGAACUUCAUUUGAAACAAAUUAAUGAGGAGAUACAGAAGCAAGAUGAGCAACAUAAGUCAAGUUACCAACAACUUAUUCAUGAACAACAGAAUCAGAUGGAAAAUCUACAGAAGGAAUAUAAUGAAGCUUUGGAAAAAGUCACUGCUAAUGCACUGACUGAAUCUCAGAAAAUGGUUGAGCGAGUGUCAGAGUUGGAGGAAGAAUUGAAGCAGAUGGACGACCUUCGUUCCAAACUUGAUGAGGUUACCACUAGGAAGGAUGAGCUCGAGGUCACUGCAGCUAAGAUGGUGGAUCUUGAACAAGCUACUGAGUCAAGUCUUUCAAAUACUCAGAAACUAAUGGAAAGGAUUUCUGAUCUUGAAGCUGAAUUAGAAUCCACUGAGAACCUCCGUGAAGAACUGGAUCAACUAAGAGCAAGGAAAGAUGAGCUAGAGAAGAUGGGAGGAGAUAAAGAAGAGAAGAUGCAAGAGUGGGAAGAGGAGAGAGAAGCUUAUGAAAAGAAACUUAGUCAGUUAUCUGAGGAGAUGAACGCAUCCAAGGAGGAACUCCAAGAUCUAUCGGCUCGCAUCGAGUUUGAAAGAGCAGAAUAUGAAGCUGAGAUCGAAUCCGUACAAGAAGAUGUGAGGGUUAAAGAGGAAACUAUUAAGGAAAUGGAGGCAGAGGUUGACCAUAAGAGUGCUGCCCUUGAUAGCAUACAGAAACAACAUGAGCAACUAAAUGAGAGGAGAGAAAGGGAGACAAAGGAGGGAGAUAAUCUUCUUAAGAUGCUCCGAGAUGACCUGGAAAGGAUAAGCAAUGAGAGAGACACAAUCAGUUCUUCAAAUGAGAGAUUACUUGGCACGCUCACUGAGUUGGUGAGAACCAACCAACAUUGUGAAGAAAUAAUCGCUCAACGAUUACAAUCAUUACCUAUACAUGGAGGCCAAACCACUGUUACUCCUGAUGCAAGUUUCGCUCAAUCGGCUGCUUCAAACACAGACACGGAUACAACCACCACCCCCCUCAACACAAGCCUCAGUGGAAGUUUUAUUGAUGAGGGGCUUGACCUUUCGCAGCGCUUGGCUGAAUCUAUGUUCGCUGGUCCGGAACUCGACCCACAAGCGAGAGAGGUUGUCACCGGCACUGGCACGAGGGUGACACAAGCCGUGGCACGUCUGCUUGACAUGCUGGUCAAUACUUUACAACAGUUAAACGUUGCGCAACAAGCACAGACAAUGUUGGGGAACGAGUUGGAAAGGAUGGUUGAAAACAAACAAACUUCACAACCUGAUGAAGAUAGUUGCGAACAUUCAACAUCUGUGGAUCAACAGCAUUUACAAGAAGAGUUGGAAGAUCAAUCCUCUCGCAUCCAAGAUCUUGAGAAGCAGAUCUCGGAUCAGGAGGAAGUUGUGAGGAUUUUGCAAGGAAGAGAGGAGGAGGUGAAGAGGGAGCAAAUAAAACUGGAAGAGGACAAAGAUCUUCUGAAAACACAGAGGGAGGCGCUGAUGGAGAACAGAGAGGAAGCCGAAAUAAAUCUCCUCCAGAAGAUUGAGGAGUUAACCCAGGAGCGAAACCUCCUUGUGGAGAAGAUGAAGGAAGAGAGAGAUCGCCUCACUGAUGCCGCUCGACAGCUGGAAGAUGUGAUGCAGCAGACACUGAAGAAGACGGAAGAAAAAGAAGUGGAAUAUAUAUCACAGAUAGAAGACCUUAAAUCACAAAUCGAAGCACUGAGGAAACAAACAGAGUCGGGAUCUCGCUUCAACGCGGAGUUAACAUCCGAUCGUGAGGUUGAACGAGAUCAGUUUGAGAAAGAAAUGGAAGCUUUAAGGAAUGAGAUCGAUCAAGUUCGUGAUUCAGCAAAGUCUGGUGCUUUGUUGGCCGGCAAGGUGCAACAACUGGAAGAGGACCUGGACACAAAACAGAGAACCCAUGAAGAGGAGGUGAAUGCAGCAAACACAGAGAUUGAAACUCUUAAAAAUAAAUUAAGAAGUCAAGAAGAUGAGAUAAGAGACAUCAAGGAAAAAGCUGCAACUUUGCAGGCAGAGAAGGAAGAGUCCUCCUCAUCACUAGCGGAGCUCCAGGAGUCCAAGCAGCAACAUGAGGUCCUCCAGCAAGAGUUGUACGACAACAUGCUCCGUAUCUCGGCACUGGAGGCACAACUUGAUCGAUAUCGUCAUGGAGUUGAUGAGGAUGCGAUGAAUGCUCAGGAGCAAGCGGAUGCAGAGGAGAGAAAGAUGAGAGAGGAGGGGAGGGAGCAGAUCGCAGAGAAAGAUUUGGAGAUCGAACACUUGGUUGAACAACAAGGCAUGCUUCGUUCACAAAUUAUUGAAAAAGAAGAACAAGUGUCCGGUCUAUUACACGAGGUGGAUCACUUGAAGGAAGUAGAAGCCCAAAAUACUGAAUUAAUGGAAGAAUUAAAGAAACUUCAGGAAACACUGCCUCCCUCCACACAACCAGAACAACUAGAAGCUCUAUCACACCACCUACUGGAGGAGAAAAAUGAUGAAAUUGAUGAUCUUCGUCAGCAAAUAUUGAUGCUUCAAAACCAAGGGGGUGGAGAUGCUUCAGCACAACAGAUGCUGGCAUCUCUUCAAACCCAGCUCCGAGAAGUCAUGGAGGAGAAUAAUCAACUCCAGGAGCAACUCAGAUCAACAGAGGAGCAGUUGGAUCAAGCUCUUGAGAAGCUAGAGGAGCUUACCACACAAGAUGAAGUGGAAGUUCCUGAUCCAAAGUCCACAUCUCAAGAUGAGGAAGAUGGAGAUACUGGCAUCCAGGAGGUUGAUCUUACAGUAGGGGAGCUGACGAGGCAGGAAGAGGCGAGCCGCAUCCGAGAUCUGGAGGAGGAAAACACUAAACUUCGGGAAGAUGUAAGGGUUGCUCAAAGAAGAGCAGAAGAUGCGUUAUCCCGAGCAUCUAAGGAUGUGUUUAAUAUUCCAUCCGGGACUAAAGAGAAGAUCCGGGACUUAGAGGAGAGGUUGGAGAAGGAGAAGGAUGUUUCGGAGGUUCAGGAAAAAUCUCAUACAUCUUCUACAUCAUCUGAGGAGUCAAAUGAGGAGGAGCAGGAUUCUUCUAUGGAGGUUGAAGAAGAAGAAGGGAAACCAAAGGCAGAGGAUUCAAAUAUAAUCCGAGAGAAACUUCUCGAGAUCGAGCAAGAGUUGAAGGAACAUCCACAAAGUGUGAUCGGGAGGAUACUUAGGAAGAAAGAUGAAGAUGUGAGGAAUAAGAUGAAGAUUGUGGAAGAUCUUGAAUCACAGUUGGAUGAGAGGAGUUGUGAUGUGAAGGAGUUGGAACAACAGGUAUGUCAGUUGGAGCAAGAUCUAAAUGAGACGGAUGUUCGGAUAAAGUUGAAAGAUGAAGCAGAUGUUAGUGAUGCGGAUGCAAUACAAGUGGAACAGAAGCAAAAGUUUGACGUUCCGACAAUUGAAAUUGAGCCGGACUCAGAUGCAAGAUCUUCAUCUUCUCAAUCCAGUGAUGCGGGCUCACAUCCGGACUCUGUGUCCUCAUCUGAUGCAGUGGAGGAUCUAAGAUCCAGGAUGUUGGAAAUGGAGGAAGAGAUUAAAUCUCGAGAUGAGAUGAUUGACAGCCAAGAGAAAAUGAUUCUUGAGAAAGAGAGAAAUAUCGAAGAAUUGAAUGCAGAACGUAUGGCUGCUGAUGAAAGAUGUAAAGACAUUGAACAAGAAAUGGUUUUACGAUGCAAUGCUUUGUCGGAUGAAUUAGAAGAGCUAAGAUCUUUCAAUGUUGCGGGAGACAUCCAGAAUCAGCAACAUCCGGACCCUACAGAUGAUCUAAAGAGAAUCAAAGAAGAGUUAGAUGAAGCUAAGAUAAAAAUGAACAAACUUAAAAAUGAGCGUGAUGCCGCAUCAAAAGAUCUUCAAGAAGUCCAGGAGGAGCUAACUGCACUUAAAGAUGCUCACCAUCAAUUAGAGAUUGAGAUGAAGAGGAAGGAUGGAGAUGUUGAAGAUCAGGUGACGAGGAUGCAAAAUCUGGAGGAUCUUGUACAAGAGCGAGAGACAGAACUUCAACAAGCACAGCAAGAAGCUGAUGAUUUACAGAAACAAGUACAAGAGGUGACGAAUGAUUUGAUUGAAAUGCAAGAUAAUGUUCAACAGAACCAAGAAGCGAGGAGGGAACUUGAGGAUGAACUGAGGACUUUAUUAGUCGAACAUCAGGAAGAAGUGGAUCAACUACAGGACCAAAUAAACAAGUUUUCCACCCAUGUUACACCUGAUGAUGGGAACACACAAGUUGAGAAACAACUAGCUGAACAAACAGAACAGGCCGCCAAACUGAAGAGCCAAUCUGAAGCAAAUGCAGUUGAGAUUGCUCGUCUAUCCUCCCUCAAUGAAGGAUUACGUGAAGAAAUUCAAAGUCUAAACUUUAAAACUGAGGAGCUAGAGAUGGAAAUGCAAGCUGUGGAUAAGACACACAAAGAAGAGAAAGAUUCUCUAAUCAACCAACAUAUGAAUGAAAUAUCGCGUUUAAAAGCUGAACUUGAAACUCGUGAACAAACAAUAGAAGAAGAACCCAUGGUUCAUUCUCCGUUGGUUGAAACUGAAGUGAUGCAGAUGCAAGGAUCAUCUGAGAGAUCAAUGUCAAGAUCUUCAUCGUUGGAAAGCAAGUCCUCAUCAGAUGAAGAGGUUGUUAACAUGAUGGAGGAGAUGAGAGUGGAACAUCAGAAGAAGAUGGAAGAGAUGCAGCGGAGAUUUGCUGCUGAGUUGGAAGAAGCAGUUGUUGCUGCAGCUAAGGAGCAGAAGGAGCAAGAUGCGGUGAGGAUCAGUGACUUGGAGGAGAAACAUAGAAGAGAAAUGUCGGAAAUCCUAUCGGAGUCCAUGAACGGCGAAAACGAAAUUGCUUGUAGGUUGCGAGCUGAACUUGAUCUGGCCGAUAAACUGGACAAUAAACUCAUCUCUCAACUAACUGAGGCAUCGGGAACAAUGGGAGAUAAUGAUGAAACAUCUUCAACCUCAUCUCCUGUCAAAGAUGCUGAGAUUUCAUCCAAAUUACAGCACUUGUUGUCAAGACUUCACAACGAAGGCGUUCAAGUUCUCACUUUAUCCGAACUACAGUUUCUCAAGCAACAUCAAGGAAGGAAUUCUUUAUCUAACACUUUGUCAAGUGACACAGAGGUAGCAGACAAGCCAGACAUUGAUAUUGAUGGUUUAAAAGAAGCUUGGAGGAAUGAGAAGUUAGCUUUGCUUGAUGCUAUACAAGCAUUGAAGGAACUACUAACUCAAACUGCAUCGGAGGCUGCUCAAAGUGACGAGGAUGAAACAUCACGUUGGAGGAGCGAUCUUCUGCGGUCUGUGGCCGAUUUAUUUGAGCGGGAGAAGCGAGCGUUACUUGCCGAGCUUCGAGCUAACGUCAUCGAAGCGCAAAGUGAUGCGCAACAAAUGGGAGAUACAACUUCUGCUGCACGACUGGAAACACUGGAGAAGAAGAUUAGAAACCAGCCACCUCGUCGUGCCUCAUGCGCACGAGCUUGGGACCUUGUGUUCACUGUCGAGCUGCUUCAAUUACAUCAUGAGAUGAAACGACUUCGGUCGUGUGUUGUGCAUUCAACAAUGGAAAGGAGUGAUCAACAUAGAAGUGAGUUAGAGCGCCUCCUAGCGGCAGACAGGGAUCAAUUGAUGGAGGAGAUGAAACAAGUUAAGGAGGAUCGGAAACAACUUGCAGCUAAGUCUCAGAAUCGCAUCCAUGAGUUACAGGAACAGAUGAAGAUAGUUGAAGAUCAUGGAAAGCAUGUUCAGAACAAUCUGCAACGUGAAGUUGAAAGGUUGUCUUCCCAACUCCAACAUGAACAAGCCCUCAUCUCUGACCUCAAGUCCUCCCUCGAGAUCGAACGUCAUCGAUCCACUGAUCUACUUCCGUCACUAGAGCGCGAGAGAGAUCGCACGGUUGAAUUAUCGGCAGAAAUCGAGUCCGUUUCAAGUAAAGCAAGAUCUGACGUCUCAGCUGCGAACCAUCAAAUCCAAGCUUUACAGAAUGAGUUGCAAGAAAACCAAGGUGACUUAAUCAAAGCUGAGAAUGAGGUUCGAGCUUUGGAAGAAGAGCUCAGGAGGAAAGAGGAGGAAGUGAUAAAAGAAAGAGAGAAACAGGAGGAAAUAAGAGCACAAGAGGAGGACAAUAUUGCCGAUCUAAAAGCUGCUUUGCAUACUGAAGAGAAAAGGAGACAGGAAGCAAUAAAUGCUGUUGAAAUAGAGAGACAUAACGUUUCAAAACUACAUCAGGAACUUGCUUCACAACGAGCUACUGCAUAUGAUGAUGUGUUGCAACUUAAAAAUAGAUAUCCACAUUAUUGGUGUGAUGAGUUAUCGGCAGCUAUUCAAGCGGAACAAGGUAGAAACAAUGAAUUACGUCACGCUCUCGAUCACGAGGCGAUGGUAGCUCGACAGACACAAGAGGAGCUAGAGAGUGAGAGGAAAACGACGGCUGAAGCACGCGAACAUGAUAGAGCUACGGUGGCUGAUCUACAAUCUAUAUUAGAAGAGGCAAAGAAAGAAACAGUAAGAGUCCAAAGAAGGGUGGAGGAUGCUGAAGAAGAGAAGGAGGUGGCUCUUCAGAGAGCAAGAGAAGAGCAGAUAUCGAUAAGUCGGAGGUUGGAGCAUGAGAGGAAAUCGAUGGAGGAGGCGUUGAUGAGGGAACAACAAGCAAGGAAGGAUCUGCAGUUUGCUCUUGAUACUGAGAAGCAUCGCAAGCAUGAGGCACAACAGAGGAUUAGAGAGCUGGAGGACCAACGUAGGGAGUCCCUGAGGAGGCAAGAAGAAGAGAGGUUGAUGCCAAGAUCACCGAGGGAGUCAAACGAGUCGUUGUUGGCGCAACGAAGACAACUUGAAUCAUUGAGACAAAGAUUACAAUUGGAAGCAACAAAACUGCAGAAACUUGUUGAUAAAACGGGACGCCCAUCACCUCGGGAUUAUUUAUCAACUGAUUCUCAUUCAACCUCCAUGUUAUCUACUGAUGGUGAGAGGGUGGAAUCAUUGAAGAGAGCAUUGGAUGAUAUGCAGGGAGAACUUAAGGACCUUUAUACAACAUUAACACUACCUGAGAGGAGUUCCAGCUUACGUCCCCACCCGACCGAAUUCAAUGACAAGCUUCUUCAACAAAACGCUCACCUCGCUGAUCAAGCCGCUAGAGGAGCUAGAGAAGUAAGGGAGCUUCGUGAUGUCAUUGAACAAUUGAAAGAUGAAAAUCAACGAGCUCGUUCUGUUGCCAGUGAUGACCAAUUGUCACAAAGCACUCAACAAAACCAGCAGAAGAUGGCAACCCGCAUGCAUAAGUUAUACACAAGAUAUUUAAGAGCAGAAAGCUUUAGAAAAUCUCUUGUUUACCAGAAGAAAUACCUCAUUCUAUUAUUGGGCGGAUUUCAGGAUUGUGAAGAAGCCACCCUAGCAUUGAUAGCACGCAUGGGGGCUUACCCAAGCUCCGAUUCACUUCGACACCCAAUACCUAACCGCUCUAAUGCAUAUACAAAGUUCCGUAGUGCUGUACGUGCUGUUAUUGCUGUUUGCAGAUUGAAGUUUUUAGUUCGAAAAUGGAAAAGAGCGAGCACGACCGUUUCCACGGCGAUACAAAAUAAACAUGGGAUCGCAAUCGAUGUUCCAGUUAAUGGUGUUACUCCCCACCAAUCACGAAGGUCGGAUCAACCCACAUCACCCUACACCUCUCGUACUCCCUCUCCUCGACCAAUCGAAUCACAGAACACCCGAUCACAUGACCGAACCCCCACCUCACGCUACGAAGCCCCCUCUCAUGACGUGUCACCCUACAUGGGGCGCAGGGUAACCCCCACCUCACCCUACUCAGCCACCAGACAGACAGGUUAUAGAUCAAGUUACGAGCGUGACUUAGGAGUAAGUGCUGCUAACUCCAGAAGAUUGUCCCCAGCUGCUGCAGCUGCUUAUGCUUCACUAGAUCGUUCAGACCAAGCAGACUCCGAUCCUUCAUUGAACGAAUAUAUUCGUAAGUUGGAAAACCUUCAACAUAAACUAGGACAGGGUUCGUCAUCAUACAGGUACCCAGUGUGACACACAACUUCAAAUCAACACCUUUUCUUCAAGUAGUUAUUGGUAGCAUAUAACUACCUGGUCUAGCAGACACUACAGUUCAAAUGUGCAGUGAAUUUGGCAGAUAUCUUAUUCAGCAUGCAUUGCUGCCUUUAAAACUUGUUCUAUCUUAAACAUUGCUAGCUUUGCCUAUAUAUUAUGUGAAUGACAAUCUUUGUAAUUGUUCCAUUUUGUUGUAGCCGUCUUUAAAGACGAUUGUGUAAAUUUGUAAAUAGAUGAAUAGGACGUACAAUGUUACUGCUCAAAUUUUGUAGAAGUUUUUAUAUGUAAAUGUGUACAAACUAGUUCUUUUGCCAAUAUUUUUGAAAAAAGAACUUUUAAAAUAUGUGGUGUACUGGUGCCAUGCUUAUCAGAGAUACCUAUGGCUGUAACAGCAGUGUUUGUAGGUUUUUUUACAAUUAGCUCUAAGGUAUAAUCUUCCUUGUACCAGUAUACACAAACUAUAUGUACAUACCAUGUGUAAAUAUGCUCUGAAGGCUUUACCUACUGUGAUACUUAGUAGAGCCCUUGUAACUAAGUACGAUUACUUAAACAUAGAGCUAUAGCACGUUUUUUACUUGAGUUCUUUAGCUGUGACCGUCCAGAUUCGAACUUUUUUGUAUUUUUGUUGAUUCUGGCGCUUUCAAUUUAUUUCAUGUGUGCCCAAAGGAAAAUAUAGAUCGAUCCAUUA